CUAACAAAUUCCUAAUAGGGUAGUUUAUGAAUAUUUAUCUGUAAAAUCUGAUCGGUGAGAUAAUUAGUUAGAAGCUUAUAUUUCAAGUGUACAUCCACUAAUUUUCUAAUUUUCCUCAAGUUAUCGUUUAAAUUUUGUCCUUUUUUUUUCUGAAGGCCCAUGUAUCAUACACACACGAUGGAUAUCGAAGCCACUUUGCAUGUUCGCUUCUGUUUCAGACCCAAUUGAAUCCAAACCAAACCAAUUAGAGAUUAAAAAUCAAAAAUCACUAUCAAAUCUAACCGGUUUAAACACCAACCGCUUCGGUUUAGCUCUGUGAUCGCCCAGUCAGUCAGUCAGACCCGUCUGUGUUAGAUCAGAGAGAAGAAGACGAAGAAAUGGCGGGACUUCUAGCUUGGGGCGCCGACGAGAAGGAUCGGAUCCCACUAGUUUUCACGGAGGAGCAGCAGAGAUACGUCAUUGAGCUUGGCCCAAAAGCGACAACGCUCAGCCGUUCGAUCCAAGAUCUGUUGCUCAGAUUGCCUCCACCGGACAUCUCCCAGCGCCUGGCUCACCUUCAUGCUCACUCAUGCUCACCUUCAUGCUCACUCAUUAGCCUCCAAUGCAGCCUCUCACUUCUUCAGCUUGAUUCCCACUCCGCCACUCGUGAACAGGCUCAAAAUGAGAGAGCAGACGUUGCUAGACGAGAGAACAGUGCAUAUGAGAGGAUAUCAAUCUGUGAGACAAAAAUAGAAGAGAAGAGACAUGAAGAUGAUUCUCUUCUUAAAAAGUUGUAA
Messenger RNA from Raphanus sativus (radish), 776 nucleotides. RefSeq lists its product as uncharacterized. The record is from RefSeq and is a predicted model, not a curated record. Lineage: Eukaryota; Viridiplantae; Streptophyta; Magnoliopsida; Brassicales; Brassicaceae.